AUGACUGCGUUGGCUGGUCAAAUCGUAGAGAUAUGGAUCCUCUACGUUAUCGGUACCGCCAUGAUCGGGGCGCGCAUCUUUUGUCGCACGAAAAUGGUUGGGUAUAGGAACUACGAUUGGGACGAUUAUCUCGUUAUUGCCGUCGCUGGAAUGUGGACUGCUGCACCCGUAAUUGGCCAAGUCUUUGUCCAAGGCGCCGAGGGCCGCCAUACCUCCGAUUUGACCUUCGAGGAGAGGAAGAACAUGAGUGAAGAGGAUAGCAAGAAGUGGGCGUAUGGUUCACAGAUGUUUCUGCUUGGGUUGACUGGAUACGUGGUUAUUCUGUGGACGCUCAAGUUCAAUAUGCUGUGCUUUUACAGCCGUGUUGUGAGGGGUCUGUGGACGGAGAGGUUUGUGAAGCCGUUGAUGGUGAUGGUGAUUUUGUCCGUGGUGGUUAUCAUCAUUACGCUGGCUGCGACGUGUCGGCCAUUUCAUCACCUUUGGCAAGUUUGGCCAGAUCCAGGACGCCAAUGCGUUCCGCAGAAUCUUACAUUCUUUGUCGUCAUCUUGGUAUUUAAUUUGGCAACGGAUAUCUGCAUCAUGCUUGUACCAAUUCCGUUGAACCAAAAAGGUGUCUCAGCUCUAUGGUCAAUGCGCGAAGACUGCGUCGGCAUCUUCGUCGGCCAAGCCCCGAUGGUUACACCUCUCCUCAAGCGCCGCUUCUGGGUAAUGGCAGGCUACGCCACCGACAAGACGAGCAACUCUCAGACACCGCACUACAACGGCAGUCGGCUCGAGAGCCAUGAACUUCGGUCUGGGCGCGCGAACAACAGCAAAGUGCAUGACCCUUACUCAAUAACCAACGUGGUUUCUCGGUCCGAGAGCCAAGAGGAGAUCGUGCAGAAGGACCUGCCUUCUUUACCGGAAGAGCCGCGUCAGUUUCGGAGUGGUAUUAGGGUGGAGCAGCGUAUCGAUGUUGAGGCUGUACAGGGGACGUAUACGCCGCCGCGAGAUCCUCGAUGGUAGUCUGCGUCGGU
This is a messenger RNA of Fusarium verticillioides 7600, 1016 nucleotides long. RefSeq lists its product as hypothetical. The coding region runs from base 1 to 1005 and encodes 334 amino acids. Lineage: Eukaryota; Fungi; Ascomycota; Sordariomycetes; Hypocreales; Nectriaceae. The transcript is spliced from 4 exons. The record is from RefSeq and is a predicted model, not a curated record.